Molecule: messenger RNA, 1505 nt
Organism: Homarus americanus (American lobster)
Lineage: Eukaryota; Metazoa; Arthropoda; Malacostraca; Decapoda; Nephropidae
Product: visual pigment-like receptor peropsin
Biological process (GO): G protein-coupled receptor signaling pathway
Cellular component (GO): photoreceptor outer segment; membrane
Molecular function (GO): G protein-coupled receptor activity
Source: RefSeq, a predicted model, not a curated record
UUGCCUAACCCAGGAGCCCUCACGUCUGCUUGGCUCGGAAGGGCACACUCCACUAGCUCACUCCACUAGUUUGUCCUUCUACUUUAUGGACCUUUAAAGCUACUCAGUCAAGACUUUACAAUAGUUAUCAGUGAUUAAGGUGUUUGUGUGUGUGUGUGUGUGAAGUGAUCUUACCAGAGGUGUGUGUGUGUUGACGUGACAGACGAGCCACCCUACAGCACUGUCUUCUCCUACAGCCAGACAUACACACAUCAUGGAUCACUCAGAUGAUGGUGUGUGUGGCGGCGGGGGAAGCACCUUAACCCAACAAGGUGACCCCAAUCAUUGUUCGCUACAGGAGAUGGGUGAGGACGUGUUCUCCCCGGAGCAACAGAUGGCGCUGCUUAACGCCUCGGGACACGAACCCAGACUGUGGGAGCCGGUGUCACCCAACCAACACACCUAUAUUGGCAUAUACCUUAUUGUUGUGGGAGUGCUGGGGACCUUCGACAACGCCCUGGUGGUGGCCAUGUUCGUCAGGUUCCGGGUCCUACUGACGCCCUCCAACCUCCUGCUGCUCAACCUCUGUCUCUCUGACCUCGGCAUCUGUCUCCUGGGCGGCUUCCCCUUCAGCGGCGUCUCAUCACUAGCAGGAAGGUGGCUGUAUGGAGACUUCGGCUGCCAGUACUACGCCUUCAUGGGCUUCCUGAUGGGGAUAGCCAACCUGACGACGCUCCUGAUGAUAGCCCUCGACCGCUACCUGGUUACCUGCAGGCAUGACCUCCGUGCGGUGGCGGAGUGGGUACAGCUCUCGGCUUCAGUCCCCAAGAUCACAGGAGGGAAGAUGACCUACAAAACUUACUAUCAAAUGAUCGCCUUCAUCUGGCUGUGGUCUCUCUUCUGGUCAGUCUGUCCACUCCUCAGCUGGGCCAGCUACGGGUAUGAGCCAUCAGUGACCACCUGUACAAUCAACUGGCAACAGAACGACGCCAGCUACAAGUGGUACAUCAUGACGGUGUUUGUGGUGGUUACGGUGCCUCUGAUCCUCAUGUGCAGCUGUUACUACCAGGCCUCCCGCUUCCUUCACCAGGCUCACGAGGUCGGCGAGUCCAUCUAUGCUUAUGACUGGUACACAAGCAGUUCAGUUAAUGGAAUGGGCGUAGUGUUAGUGGUGGCGUAUCUCUUCUGCUGGUCUGCGUAUGCGGUGUGUGUGACCGUGUUCCGUCACCCUUACACCGUGCCUCUCAUUCUCACCUUGUUGCCGCCCCUCCUAGCUAAGGUGUCACCAGUCCUUAACCCCAUCAUCUACUUUCUCCCACCCACGCCUGAGGAAGGGAGAUGAUGGCCACCCUCACCUGCUGCCUGAGAGCCUCCUCCAGAGCUCUUGGAACUCCCGGAGACCAAGAGCAUGACCGAACACAAAUGACACCUCCACGGGCGCCUUCCUCAGCCACGGUGGGAGAUGGGUCAACUGACGCCGGUGGAGAAGAGGAUAUAUGAUGAGUCCCUGUGGAAGGAGACACCCA